Ilex paraguariensis (yerba mate) is the source of this 516-nucleotide messenger RNA. The record is from the annotation of a GenBank genome assembly. Lineage: Eukaryota; Viridiplantae; Streptophyta; Magnoliopsida; Aquifoliales; Aquifoliaceae.
AUGGCUGUUUCUUUCACUCAUUUCUCAUGGUGGUGGUGGGCUGGGAGAGAAAAAGAACCUGUCUCUAGUGGGUCUUCUUUAAAUUCAUCUACUGAUUGGGGUCUAGGAAUGAGGGACGAGGAUACUGUGAAAUUUCCUUCUGUUAAAGGGACUAAAGUGGCCUCUUCCCCUAGGAAAGUCAAGAGGAAGUGGCAGAGUAGGGAACAGAGGAGAAUGGAUAAGCAGUAUGAUGCUGUUUUGGUGCCUUCUGAUGGUGUUUGUUUGUCAGGAUCUGAUACCAAUGAGUCAGACUGGUCAAUUGGGUGGCUGGAACCACAUGCCCCUGAUUUCCAGAGUGAUGAUGAGGCAGACAACAGUUUUGCAGUGUUGGUUCCUUGCUAUAGGCAUGAUUGCAAGGAUUUGGAGGAGUCCCCUAGCAAUCAUUUCUUCAGUGCCAUCAAGAACCCCUUAGCUGAGUACUCUGAUGAGGGCAAGAAUUACAUGGCGCAGUGGCUUUCUUCUCUUCAAAAUUUCUAA